Messenger RNA from Gekko japonicus, 3364 nucleotides. RefSeq names its product platelet activating factor acetylhydrolase 1b catalytic subunit 2 (gene PAFAH1B2). The record is from RefSeq and is a predicted model, not a curated record. The transcript has 5 exons. Lineage: Eukaryota; Metazoa; Chordata; Lepidosauria; Squamata; Gekkonidae. Bases 2 to 691 code for a protein of 229 amino acids.
GAUGAGCCAGGGUGACUCAAACUCAGCCGCAAUCGCACAUGCAGCUGAAGAUGUUCAGGGUGAUGACAGAUGGAUGUCACAGCAUAACCGAUUUGUCUUGGACUGCAAGGACAAGGAACCAGAUGUGCUGUUUGUCGGAGACUCCAUGGUGCAGCUGCUACAGCAGUAUGAGAUAUGGCGAAAGCUCUUUUCACCCCUACAUGCGUUGAAUUUUGGGAUUGGAGGGGACACAACGGGGCAUGUUUUGUGGAGGCUGAAGAAUGGUGAACUGGAAAAUAUUAAGCCCAAGGUCAUUGUUCUUUGGGUUGGAACAAAUAACCACGAAAACACAGCAGAGGAAGUAGCAGGUGGAAUAGAAGCCAUUGUGAGGUUGAUCAAUGUGCAGCAGCCCCAGGCCAAGAUUAUUGUACUGGGCUUGUUACCACGUGGCGAGAAGCCGAACCCGCUGCGGCAGAAGAACAGCCAGGUGAACCAGCUCCUGAAGGCCUCGUUGCCCAAACUCGCCAGUGUUCAGCUGCUGGAUGUGGAUGUGGGCUUUGUGCAUUCAGAUGGCACCAUCUCCUGCCAUGACAUGUUUGAUUUUCUGCAUCUAACGGGCGCCGGCUACUCGAAGAUCUGUAAGCCCCUCCACGAACUGAUCAUGCAGCUGCUGGAGGAGACCCCCGAGGAGAAACAGGCGACUCUGGCCUGAGCAGCCAGUCCCGGGCAGGGCUAGUGGCACCCCAGCUCCGUCGGCGCAGCCCUUCACCCUGGCGGCACUACAGAGCCCUCCUCACUCACUCAAAGCACUUUCCGUGGUUGAAUGUUACUGGGUGUUGUGUUUAGCAUUGGAAGGGGGGGGAAGCUGACCUAAUGGCACCUGGCUCUGCCAAGUAAGUCACUUACCUACAGGGUGAAAUUGACCACAGAAGAGUUUUACUUUCCAGUUGUUGCUUGUUUAUGGUGCAAACAUCCUUGUCCUUCCUCCUCACUGCCAGUUCCCCCCCCCCUUGGUGUUUUGCCAGGCAUAUCUCAAUCACCCUUAAGACUCUCUGUCUUUGCCCACUAUUUACACUCACAGUCCACUCUCUGAACCCAAAGCAGCAGUUUGUUUAACAGCUGGAGUGGCUCAGACUUCCUGGGGUUGUUUUUUUCAUUUCAAGUCACACAGUUGCUUUCUGGCUUUGGCAGGAGCAACCACCAAACUAACCCCAGUGAUAACAUACCUUGGACACUUUCAGAUGAGAAGUCUUCAGUGAGUGAGCUCAUUAAAAAAAGUACUCCUAACCCCUUUGGUUUUCUCUGGCUUGUUGGAUGCCAUUUCCCUCUUGUGUGGUGGAGACAGAUGAGGCUGUCCUGUUGAGCAUCCCUGGGAAAGCUGGUCCCCCGUCUGUGCUUUGGUAUCACAUGCCCAGCUUUCGGGGGGAAAAACCCCCAGUAGAUUUGGAGCCCAGCUGGACAACAGUCAUUCCCCCCCACUGUCAUCCACCUCCCCAGCUGUAAAACUGACAUUUCCUCUCGCUGUGAUGUUGUGUGCUGCAGGAUGCUGUGCAGAGCUCCCCGUAUUCGUUGUUUUCACUUUUUAAAAAAAGGAAAAGAAGAAUGGCAAAAUGCAAAUGACUGUUACUUUUCUUCUCGAGAUAACAAGAAUCUGUAGUCCUUUCCCUUCUCACCCGGCCUGAAAGAGGCAGAAGGUUGAUGAGUCCCAAGGUGUAUAUUUCUUUGUUGUGACUGCCUGUCUUGUACAAGCAUUUUAUUCAAGCCAGUGGAGCCUCUGACUGGAGAGGACCAAGUCAUGCCGCCUCCGUUCCUUCUCCCGACCUGACCAUGCUUCUCCUCCAGCAAGGAGACCUGCGGGGGGAGCAGCCGGCUUCUGGGGACCCUGCGAGGCUAUUUAGGAGAGGGAGGCUGGCAAGGGCAUAAAGCCUUAAGUAAUGAUUUUUCUCCACAGGAGAGAGCGUCUUUGAGAUAACUCCUCGAUGGCUGACUUUUACCCAGCCAAGCAGCUGAGUCUUUGCCAGCGAGUCACAGCACAAAUGUGUGCCUCCUCCCCGAAAGGAGGUUUUGUGCUUGUGUCUUCUGUGGCCGUUCUCUUUAUAAAAAGGCUUCCUUCACGUAGAGAGGGUCCCACACAUAAGCGUGUCCUCUGACCUGUGUCCUUGCUUGGUGGCUUCCAAGUAGGUGCCUCCCUAUCGUUUGUCUGCCUGAUCUCCUCUUGCAUUGUGGACUUUCUCCAGCAUAAGCAGGAGAAUCCCAAAAGUGCCCCAGCCAUUCUUGAAAUAGGACUUUUAGAGAAUCUUGGUAUGGAGGGGGCAGAGAUUGCCAAAGCCCUAGAGGGCGGGAUUUUGGGAGGAAGCAGAGGAGUGGAUGUUCAAAAUGGGGCUGGCCAACCGCUGCCGAGGCCUUGGCUUCCUGCUGCUUAUCCAGUGAGAAACGUUGGUGGAAAGGGGGACACGUUACUGACCAAAUGUUCCCUAGAACUUUGUGGCAUUCCUUCCACGUGACCUGACCAGCUGUUUGUGGGCCAAUGUUCCAUUGAUGAAAAGCUGUAAGGUACCCAGAGCUGUCUGCCUCUGGCUGAGAAGCCUGAAAAGGGAGAGCUCAGUCAGCCCCACAGUUCCAGGGUCUUGGCGUAGUGCCUGGCUCUGAGCUGAGCCCGGCUUCGCAGCACUUUGCCAUUUCCCCAGCAUGCUCUCCCGGCUCCUCCAGGGAAGUAGGGCAGCGUCCUCUCUCACCAAGGAGGCCCUCUUGCCCUCAGCAUGACUGGGAGAUGCGGCAGCAGCACCCCCUCUGGCCAUUCACACAAGUGCAUCUCUUGGACUUCUGUUGGCCUCCACCCGUGCCAGCCAUCUGGGUAGCUGCCAGGGGUCCUGAUCCUGGGAUAUGCUGAGAAGCUGUUCUGUCUGCUUCCGCGCUAUCCGCCACUUCGGAAGCUGCUGCCCUCCCCGGCCGCCUGAGCUUUCGCUCAGAUCCUUCCCUUUCCUUAGUCUUGUUGCUGUUUCUGUCGUGUGCCGCAGCCCGGAAUCUUGUUUGUCCUGUGGUGUAGGAGCAUUGCCAAUUUUAUAUUUAUUGCAGCAAAGAAGUGUGAAACAAAGGUUAAAGAUAGUUGUCUUUAUCUUGUAAUGCGUACGUGGCUGUAACUGGGGGCCGACAGAGAGAAAUCGUGCGGGCCAGCAACUCGUUUGCUUGCUCAGGAUGUGGGAAUGCAAUGGAACCCUUGCUUUGCCGCUGGGAGGGAGCGUGCUUCCCCCUCCCCCUUCAGUAGUAGCUGACCGAGCCCUCCGCUCCCGCCCUACCACAGCAAUGAUUCUGCUUUGGCAAAAUGGCAUGGAUGGCUGGUAGUGUGCCCUCUUUAGUGCAUAUUCCAAUAUAAAUGUAUGUUUCA